AUGCCUAAGAACAAGGGAAAGGGCGGCAAGAACCGCAGAAGAGGAACAAAGGAGAACGACGAUCAGCGUCGUGAGCUGACCUUCAAGGAGGACGGCCAGGAGUACGCCCAGGUUAUCAAGAUGCUGGGCAACGGUCGUCUCGAAGCCCUGUGCUUUGACGGCAGCAAGCGUCUCGCAAACAUCCGUGGCAAGAUGCGAAAGAAGGUCUGGAUUAACCAGGGCGACAUCAUCCUCCUCUCCCUGCGCGACUUCCAAGACAACAAGGGCGAUGUUAUCCUCAAGUACACCGCCGAUGAGGCCAGAACUCUCAAGUCCUAUGGCGAGCUGCCUGAGCACGCCAAGAUCAACGAGACCGACACCUUCGGCCAGGGCGAGGACGGCGAGGCCUACUUCGAGUUCGGCGAUGCCGACUCCGACGAGGAGUCCGACGUCGAGGGCGGCAAGAAGGAGGUCGACAUCGACGACAUCUAA
This is a messenger RNA of Purpureocillium lilacinum, 471 nucleotides long. RefSeq names its product translation initiation factor 1A. Gene Ontology annotation, cellular component: cytoplasm. The record is from RefSeq and is a predicted model, not a curated record. Gene Ontology annotation, biological process: translational initiation. NCBI's taxonomy places the organism in Eukaryota, Fungi, Ascomycota, Sordariomycetes, Hypocreales, Ophiocordycipitaceae. Gene Ontology annotation, molecular function: RNA binding; translation initiation factor activity.